CGGCCGAGCGUCUGAGCCGCCCGGGUCCAGAGCGCAGGCGGCGAGGCCACCGCACCUGCAGCGCGCUCGGGCUGCCGAACCGGCACCUCGCCUCCCGCCGCCGGAUCUCCUUCUACCCCCACGCCGGGUCUCCCAUGACGCCCGAGUCCCCCGGCCGGCUACAAUGACCACUUCCCUGCAAGAUGGGCAGAGCGCCGCGGGUCGGGCGGCUGCCCGGGACUCGCCGCUGGCCGCCCAGGUGUGCGGCGCUGCCCAGGGGAGGGGCGACGCCCGCGACCUGGCGCCGGGCCCCUGGCUGCACGCGCGGGCGCUCCUGCCCCCUCCGGACGCGACCCGCGGCUGUGCGGCAGACAGGAGAAAAAAGAAAGAUCUUGAUGUUCUGGAAAUGCCAUCUAUUCCAAACCCUUUUCCUGAGCUAUGCUGCUCUCCAUUUACAUCUGUGUUGUCAGCAGGCCUGUUUCCCAAAGCAAAUUCAAGGAAAAAACAGGUAAUUAAAGUAUACAGUGAAGAUGAAACCAGCAGAGCUUUAGAGGUACCCAGUGACAUAACUGCCCGAGAUGUUUGCCAGCUGUUGAUCCUGAAGAAUCAUUACAUUGAUGACCACAGCUGGACCCUUUUUGAGCACCUGCCUCAUGUAGGUCUAGAAAGAACAAUAGAAGACCACGAGCUGGUGAUUGAAGUGCUAUCUAACUGGGGAAUGGAAGAAGAAAAUAAGCUAUACUUUAGAAAAAAUUAUGCCAAAUAUGAAUUCUUUAAAAACCCAAUGUAUUUUUUUCCAGAGCAUAUGGUGUCUUUUGCAACUGAAACCAAUGGUGAAAUAUCCCCCACACAGAUUUUGCAGAUGUUUCUAAGUUCAAGCACAUAUCCUGAAAUCCAUGGCUUCUUACAUGCAAAAGAACAGGGAAAGAAGUCCUGGAAAAAGAUUUAUUUCCUUUUAAGAAGAUCCGGUUUAUAUUUUUCUACUAAAGGGACAUCAAAGGAACCACGGCAUUUGCAGUUUUUCAGCGAAUUUGGCAAUAGUGAUAUUUAUGUGUCACUGGCAGGCAAAAAAAAACACGGAGCACCGACUAACUAUGGAUUCUGCUUUAAGCCUAACAAAGCGGGAGGGCCCCGAGACCUGAAAAUGCUCUGUGCAGAAGAAGAGCAGAGUAGGACGUGCUGGGUGACCGCCAUUAGAUUGCUUAAGAUAAUCCAGCUCUGUGCCUUCAAGAGCUUUGGGGAGGCAUAUGAAUGCUCUGCCAUGGUCUUUGAGGUUCUUUCUAGCCGCUGGCAAUCCCUUUGCAAGUAUGGCAUGCAGCUGUACCAGAAUUAUAUGCAUCCGUAUCAAGGCAGAAGUGGCUACAGUUCUCAGAGUAUAUCUCCCAUGAGAAGUAUAUCAGAGAAUUCCCUGGUAGCAAUGGACUUCUCAGGCCAGAAAACAAGAGUUAUAGAAAAUCCCACUGAAGCCCUUUCUGUUGCAGUUGAAGAAGGACUAGCUUGGAGGAAAAAAGGAUGUUUGCGCCUGGGCAGUCACGGUAGCCCCACUGCAUCCUCACAGAGCUCUGCCACAAGCAUGGCUAUCCACCGGUCCCAACCAUGGUUUCACCACAAAAUUUCUAGAGAGGAAGCUCAGCGAUUGAUUAUUCAGCAAGGUCUAGUGGAUGGAGUUUUCUUGGUACGGGAUAGUCAGAGUAACCCCAAAACUUUUGUACUGUCAAUGAGUCAUGGACAAAAAAUAAAGCACUUUCAAAUUAUACCAGUGGAAGAUGAUGGUGAGAUGUUCCACACCCUAGAUGAUGGACAUACAAGAUUUACGGAUCUAAUCCAGUUGGUGGAGUUCUAUCAACUCAAUAAGGGCGUUCUUCCUUGCAAGCUGAAACAUUAUUGUGCUAGGAUUGCACUUUAGCCAAACCAGAAGUGACUUGUUAAACUGUUGAGGAAAAAGAACUCAAGAAAAAGACCAUAAAUAAGGGUGAAGGCAUUGCCAUGGUGAAAAUAAUCUAUUUCACCUGCAAUUACAAAAAAUAGUUUGUACGUGACAAAUAAUUCAAGAUUUGGAUUGACAUUACCUUCAUCAUUUAAAAAUUCAUUAGUUAAAAUUAAACCUCAGAAAAAAAUGAUUUGGUGUGUUCUUGUGUGAUUUUAUAUUAUUAUAAUAUUUUCUUCAAAUAUGCAUAAUUUAGACAUCUUUCUGUCCUUAUUUACUAUAGCAGCAUUAGAAUUCUCAACCACAAAAUGUGAAAAAAAAAUUGAGGCUCAGAAUGAAUUAUUUGUGGACUGAAUUUCAAUUAUACUACUGUUUUUAUAACUUAAGAAGUAUGAUAAAAAUUGGAGUUAUCAAUUAAAAGAAGCUACUUGAAACCUGUUAAUAAACUAAAAACUAUUUUGAAUUGU
Molecule: messenger RNA, 2373 nt
Organism: Capra hircus (goat)
Lineage: Eukaryota; Metazoa; Chordata; Mammalia; Artiodactyla; Bovidae
Gene: GRB14
Product: growth factor receptor bound protein 14
Exons: 15
Coding region: 164-1885 (573 amino acids)
Biological process (GO): insulin receptor signaling pathway; negative regulation of insulin receptor signaling pathway
Cellular component (GO): plasma membrane; cytoplasm
Source: RefSeq, a predicted model, not a curated record